AUGCUGCGCAGGGGAGACGACAACGACGACAACGACGACGACGGCGACGAAGCGCGACGCAAUGGCAUGCCGGGUGCAUCAAUAUGCGUGCAAUACAAUUUCUCGCAGACAGUGCCGGCAUCCCUGGGCGUACCGAUGCAUAUUAGGCUCUCGAGCGCAUCAGAUAACGCCCUCGUGACGGUUCAUGGUGAACGCGACGUGCUGGCUUGGAGUUUGCGCCGCAACGUGGCGCCUCAGCGCAUAGAAAUCGACAUCGCAAUGGACUACGUGACGGGCAUCGCAAUCUCCCCUCACGGUAGUGGCGUCAUCGCGCUCGCAUUCCGGCUCGGAACGAGGUACGAGGUGUGGACGUAUGACUGGGUAAACCGGACGGGCGAAGCCGUAGCGGCGCCGGGAACCGACUUACAUUCCAUUCAGUAUUCGCCCGACGGUCGCCUGCUUGCAUGGAUAUCAGGCGGGGGCGUCGACAUCUGGGAGACGAUACUCAACACACACGUGAGAACCCUCCGCGAGAGCAUCAAACGAACGAACGGGCUGCCGACGACCAGGUUUGCAUUCACGCCCGACUCGUGUCGGAUCGCAACCGCUGACUGGUCGGGGCGAUUGACGGCCUGGACGGUUGGGUCGUGGUCGUAUAUCGGUGAAUCAAAGCCCAAGAGGGCAUGGGAUGAGGAUGGGCGGGAAGUGGUGCAGCUUGUGGCUUGCAAAGGGCGCGUUAUAGUGGUCUCUUGCGAGGUGGGAGAGCCGCAGACAUGGAGGCUGACGACAUGGUGGCCAGAUAACGGCGGUAGGGCAUGGUUCGAGAUGAAAGGUUGCGCAUAUGGAUGCGUUCCUUGCGAUGGCAGAUUCGUCGCAACGGUGCAGUUGGACGGGGGGAAACUUCGGAUUCGCGACUCAAAUAGCGGCGUGUGUCUCGACCAGUCGACGCAGGGCAUAGCCAAAGUGGAUUGUCACCGGGAGGACGACAAUGUGGCAGUUGGUGGCCACCAGAUAGAGCCCAGCGCAACCGACGAACCCGGAGCAACGAGCGAACGAACGAGCGAAUGA
This is a messenger RNA of Colletotrichum graminicola M1.001, 1047 nucleotides long. RefSeq lists its product as uncharacterized. Lineage: Eukaryota; Fungi; Ascomycota; Sordariomycetes; Glomerellales; Glomerellaceae. The record is from RefSeq and is a predicted model, not a curated record. Gene Ontology annotation, molecular function: protein binding. The transcript has 2 exons. Bases 1 to 1047 code for a protein of 348 amino acids.